AUGGAUGGGGGGAAUUGUUCAUUAACAGAAUUCUUUCUUUUGGGAAUUACCAGUAACCCAGAAAUCAAAGUGACACUAUUUGCCACAUUUCUUGUUAUCUACCUCAUAGAUCUUCUGGCAAACCUUGGGAUGAUCGUUUUAAUUAGAAUGAAUUGCCAGCUGCACACACCUAUGUACACUUUCCUCAGCCACCUCUCUUUCUGUGACCUUUGCUAUUCCACGGCAGUCGGGCCCAAGAUGUUGAUAGAUCUACUUGGCAAGAACAAGCCAAUUCCCAAGAUUGGCUGUGCUCUGCAAUUCUUCAUCUUCUGCCUCUUUGCCGACUCUGAGUGUCUACUGCUGGCAGUGAUGGCCUUUGAUCGGUACAAGGCCAUCAGUAACCCCUUGCUCUACACGGUCAACAUGUCCAGCCCGGUGUGCUCCCUACUCAUGGCUGGGGUUUACCUGGUGGGAACGGCGGAUGCUUUGAUACACACCACACUGUCCUUCCGCUUGUGUUUCUGUGGCUCUAAUGAGAUUAAUCAUUUCUUCUGCGAUAUCCCCCCUCUCCUUUCACUGUCUUGCUCAGAUACACAGGUCAAUGAGUUGGUGAUAUUCACUGUUUUUGGUUUUAUUGAACUGAGUACCAUUUCAGGAGUUCUUAUUUCUUAUUGUUACAUCAUCCUAUCAGUCUUAAAGAUUCGCUCUGCUGGAGGGAGAUUCAAAGCGUUCUCAACAUGUGCUUCCCACUUAACUGCAGUUGCAGUUUUCCAGGGAACCAUGCUCUUCAUGUAUUUCCGCCCAAGUUCGUCCUACUCCCUAGAUGAAGACAAAAUGACUUCACUUUUCUACACCCUUGUCAUCCCUAUGCUGAACCCUAUCAUUUACAGCCUACGCAACAAGGAUGUGAAAGAGGUCCUGGAAAAGGUGAAAAAUAAAAUUUUGUUUUAA
Messenger RNA from Otolemur garnettii (small-eared galago), 930 nucleotides. Its product is annotated as olfactory receptor 5W2. The transcript has a single exon. The coding region runs from base 1 to 930 and encodes 309 amino acids. NCBI's taxonomy places the organism in Eukaryota, Metazoa, Chordata, Mammalia, Primates, Galagidae. The record is from RefSeq and is a predicted model, not a curated record. Gene Ontology annotation, biological process: sensory perception of smell; G protein-coupled receptor signaling pathway. Gene Ontology annotation, molecular function: odorant binding; G protein-coupled receptor activity; olfactory receptor activity. Gene Ontology annotation, cellular component: membrane.